UGAGCAUUUUAUCUCUGAGAAAUUUUAUUCCAGACUUGCUGUUUCCGCGGCGAGGAGCGGGGCUGUGGAGCUGAGUGUACCUCUGCCGCGCUCUCUCUCUCUCUGCAUUCCUGGCAUUCUCGCGCCGGCGGGCCCUGCAGGUUGAACCAUGGUGAUUAAAGUCUUCAUCGCCUCUUCCUCCGGCUCCAAAGCGAUCAAGAAGCAACAGCAGGAGGUGUUGGACUACCUGCAAGCUAACAAAAUUGAGUUUGAAAGAUGCGACAUUGCAGUGAAUGAUGAAAACAAAAUGUUUAUGAGGGAGAAUGUUCCUGAGAACUGCCGACCCGUCAGUGGAAUCCCGCUUCCGCCUCAGAUCUUCAACAACGACCAUUACUGUGGGAACUUUGAAGCAUUUUUCGAUGCCAGGGAGAAUAAUGCCGUAUAUGCAUUCCUGGGCCUGACAGCUCCACCCGGAUCAAAGGAAGCUGAAGCCAUUGCAAAGCAAGAAGCCUGAAGGCUAAAUUCAUCACACACCAAUCUUAUUAAGGAAAACAUACCAUCCAGUAUACCUUGUCACUGAGAAGAAUUUAAGAGAGGCUAUCUGUGGAAGGCUCUCUCACUUAAUUAAGACACCCAGUAGGCUUUAUUAAUAACUAGCAACUGGGCAACAAUGGACCACUGGGUUUAUGUAGGAUAUGUUAUUGAAUAUUUUUCAUAGCUUAUUUUUCUACCUGGUCAUCUGAUCUGAUUUAUGCAGGCAAUCCAAAUGUUACCAAAAAGGUCACCUAUUGGAUAAAAUUCUUAAUGUAAUUUUUUUUGUUUGUUUCUGCUGAGCUUUAUACUUUUGAUUCUGGCAAUCUCAUCAGAUAAAGAGUUUUUCACUGUAUCUCGGUACAUGUGACAAUAAUAAGCCAAUACCAAUACAACAGCUUUGAUGUUGAGUUAACAUCAGUGCUAAUCGCACUGCUUUGCUCUUCCCCCAUAGCCUUGAUCUUCAUCUGCUACAAAUAUUUAUAGAAUUUUAAAUAAGCUUACUGCAUUCCAUUUCAUGUCCAGAAUCCAGUUCUGAACCAAAGGAGAAACAAAUGUUUAUUUUAUCUUGUGCAUGAAAUGGAGAAUAUCUCUUUUUAAUGAUGAUAAAUAGGAUUGGUUAGAGAAAGGCUCUGAGAAUCUGUAACAUUGACAGAUUAAGUAUGGAUAAACUGAAUCUGUUCAUUCUGAUCUCUGUAAUGUGUGCCACAUCACAUUCUAGUCUAGUGUGAAUGCUUGUUAUAUUAUUGCAGUACAAUGUUAUACAUGUGUGAUUUUUGCACCAGUCCUGAAGUUGAAAGAUGCAAAGAAGCAGGCAUGCAUCUGAUUAUUUUUUUUCUCUAAUAAUUUUGCAUUUCCUUAUGCACUCAAAGUGCUUUGAUAAUCUGAGUAAUUUUAAUUUGCCUUUCAACACAAUCAGAAGCAAAUUGGACAUUUUGGGCUAAUUGUGCAGCAGUUCUUUUGAUUGUUAAAUGGCAAAAAGCAUGUUCUCUUCCCAAAUCAUAUCAGGUACAAAACAAUUCCUCCAACAUUUUCUGCAUUCACCCAGCAGUUAAUGGUUAACAACAAUCAGAUUUCUGCCUUGGUGAUAUUGGAAGUGAUCUUAGAACAUUGUCGUACAUGCAUGCAUACAUACAAAGGAGCAGGAGUAGGCCAUUGGCCCCUUGAGCCUGCUUUGCUGUUCAAAAAGAUUAUGGUUGACCUGAUCUUAACUUCAACUCUGCAUUCCCAUCUAUCCCAGUGAUCUUUCACCUCCUUGCUUAUCGACAUUCUAUCUACCUCUGCUUUCAAAAUACUUAACAACUCUGCAUCUACUGCCCUUUGAGGAAGAGAGUUCCACAGACUCCUGACUCUGAGAGAAAAAAAACCUUCCUCAUUUCUGUCUUAAAAUGGUGACCCCUUAUUUUUAAACAGGAGGAAACCUCGUCUCCACAUCCAGCCUGUCAAGAUUCCUCAAAUUGACUUGAUGCUUUCAAUAAGGUUAUGAAAGAAUCUCCUGAGAAGGCUGUAGCAACAUUUCAUCUUUGUUCACACUCCUUUCCAGUAAAUCCAUAGAUUAUUCUUUUCAUAUUCUACCUUCCCCAGUUUCAUAGUUAUUUCACCUCUGUUUGAGAUCUAAUAGCCUAGUUUGGUAAAAACAAUUUUACAUAUAAUGUAGAAGAAAUUCCAAACCUUUGACACUUUUUAAAAAAAAACAUUCCAGUAUUUAGAGCUGGCACCUUUUUAAUCAAUACCAUUUGCACAUUAAAUGUGCAGAUCAUAUAACAACAUUAGAUUAGAUCCAGGGACCUAGAUAUCAGGAAGAGUAACGAUUUUCCCAGUGCUCAGUUAACUGCGAUGUCCCCACUUAAUUUUUAAAGUCUUAGAUACAUGUUCUAAUUUUAAAAGAUUUCAUUAAAUUCUCCAUUUACUUCCUGAAAUAAUUCUCUUCAAAUGACAUUGGAAAUAUUUGUAGUUCCUUCAAAAAUGACGCUAGACUGGACUCCCCAGUCUGCAACGUCUGUUUCUACCCAAAGUAAACACGAGGCUACAUAGUGUUUGUAAUGCAGAAGUAAGCCAUUCUGCCCAAGGUCUUCUGUUAAUGCUCCAGGUGCCGCCUUCCCCACUACUUCAUGUUACCCAAUCUAUUUGUUACUUAUCUAGAUCCCCUCAAAUUGAUCUGCAGUUUGCUCCAGCUCCAUCUUUUGCUAGAGAGUUUCACAUUUUCAGCAGUCAUGAGAAAAGGUAAAUGGAACACCAAAGAUGCUGUAGGCAGCAACUUUAGCAUUGACAUUGAUGCAAAUGGUUGCAAUGUUUUUGGCUGAGGUAACUUCAUUGUAAAUGUGUUAGAUUUAAGUGGUGGCGAUUAUAAGGGUUGAGAAUGAUGUGAAAUUCUGAGAUUACUGUGCAGUGAUUCAGCAUGAGUGGGGACAUUCACAGAGCCCUCUGGCAGAAUGGUGGGGGAUGCCUGCAACUAACUGAUGCACAUUGGCUGCAGGAUGCUAUCGUACCAUAGUAUGCCAGCUCUUGACAUGUCCUUCGUUGCUGCAUGAUGUUGCAUUGUACACCAAUCUACAGGAAAAGAAAUCUUGUAAGGUCGAUCACCAUGUCUCUGAUUGUUGCAUUUGCUGUUACCAUCAUGUAUACAUAAGAAAAUUAAAAAUGUUACAUUUGAUGCAGAA
Pristis pectinata (smalltooth sawfish) is the source of this 3170-nucleotide messenger RNA. RefSeq names its product adapter SH3BGRL-like. The coding region runs from base 149 to 493 and encodes 114 amino acids. The transcript is spliced from 4 exons. Gene Ontology annotation, cellular component: cytoplasm. The record is from RefSeq and is a predicted model, not a curated record. Lineage: Eukaryota; Metazoa; Chordata; Chondrichthyes; Rhinopristiformes; Pristidae.